Psammomys obesus (fat sand rat) is the source of this 384-nucleotide messenger RNA. RefSeq names its product histone H2A.Z-like. The transcript has 3 exons. The record is from RefSeq and is a predicted model, not a curated record. Bases 1 to 384 code for a protein of 127 amino acids. Gene Ontology annotation, molecular function: protein heterodimerization activity; DNA binding; structural constituent of chromatin. Gene Ontology annotation, cellular component: nucleosome. NCBI's taxonomy places the organism in Eukaryota, Metazoa, Chordata, Mammalia, Rodentia, Muridae.
AUGGCUGGAGGUAAGGCUGGAAAGGAGCCUGACUCCAGAAAGGCCGAGACAAAGGCGGUUUCCCGCUCUACUCGAAUACCACUUGCGUUGGCAGGAAAUGCAUCAAAAGGCUCAAAGGCAAAGUGUGUUACCCCUCGUCACUUUCAACUUGCCAUUCUCGGGGAUGAAGAGUUGGACUCUCUGGUCAAGGCUACAGUUGCUGGGGGUGGUGUCAUCCCACACAGCCACAGCUCUCUGAUUGGAAGAAAGGACAAGAUAGACCGUCUAAGGAUCUCUUAUUAUCUCGGGACUCUAAAUAUUCCUAACAGCUGUCCAGUGCUGCUGAUUGCCGUGGACUGUAUCUCUGUGAAAACUACAGUUUUGCCUUUUUGCAAUUCUUUUUGA